Molecule: messenger RNA, 2514 nt
Organism: Mixia osmundae IAM 14324
Lineage: Eukaryota; Fungi; Basidiomycota; Mixiomycetes; Mixiales; Mixiaceae
Exons: 8
Coding region: 1-2514 (837 amino acids)
Biological process (GO): protein deubiquitination
Cellular component (GO): cytosol; nucleus
Molecular function (GO): cysteine-type endopeptidase activity; cysteine-type deubiquitinase activity
Source: RefSeq, a predicted model, not a curated record
AUGAGAGCGGAAGAUGCGACGCAGAGCUUGAGCAUACCAGGCAGCUCAGGCCAGGGGAGCAAGCCGAGAUCGGGCUCACGAUCGCCCAGUGGCUCAGUCAUCUCUGCAGCCUCGACGCUCGGGCGUCAGUCACACUCGAGCACCUCACCCGAGCUCAGCUUCGGCUCGAUCGUCUUCACCAUGAAGGGCAAAGAUCUGAUCAAGCCAAGGAUGAGCGAGCUCACUCCGCCGAGCAACAUGCUUGGCUUUGCGACCCACACUCCGAAAUCCAGCAGCCUCGCAAAAGCCUCCAGUAGCGCCACGAAUGGUAUGCCAGCGGCUGAACCGCCCAGUCCCGCUCGUAGAACGUCAGCUCGCACUAGUCCAGCUACGACGCCUAGGUCACUGAAGGGCAAAGAGCGAGAAUCGAGCGCAACACCGACUUCGUCACCCGACACUCCGUUCCAGCGGCUACCGAGCCGAUCAGCAGACUCACCUGGCUCACCCACCGCAGCUAGAUCCAAGUCACAGCUAAACGGUCAUACGUCAAAGACAGAUGGCAUCUGGAAAGAUCGCGCAAGAAAUCCCAAUCUGCCCACUGCCAGAGCAGCUCCUCGUUUGCCGCGGCAAGCUGCAGGCUUCACUAUCGCGGACAACUUGAGACCGCCCGUAUCGGCUCAAGUACCGAGUAUGCCUCCGCCAAAUUCGACUGCAUCCGAGCAGAGCAGGGAGGAAAGCUCGCUCGAUCCGCCAGUUUCGGCAGAACCGACUCAGAACAGCCUCGUCGGGCCGCCUACUGGCCAGCUAGAAGCAAUGAACAUAGCUAGAAGCGCACUGAAAGACACAUCGCCCAAGCCAGCCGUCAAACCUUCGUCGUGGGCUGCCUUGUUACGCAAGCCCGAAAGCGAGAACGGGCAGCGGCAGGCGAGUCAACAGCGGACAGCUCAGACGAAUGGUCACCUCGACGUAUCGCCUCCGCUCAAGCGUCGCGUAUCGAUCCAAGUGCCAGGAGCGUCAGAGCCUGUCCUUCCUGGCAUCUCUUCCCCUCCCACAGCCUCGACCGAAUUUUCUGCUUUCGGGGAGACACAGACUAGCCAACUUGAUGGGCCGAGUCGGCCGGUCGUUGCGCCAAGAUUGGUGACACUUCAAGACAAGCUCGGAUCGGUCGUCACCCGCUUCGAUGCACCUGCCUUCUAUCCACGCGGGCUGGUGAAUACGGGCAAUCUCUGCUUCGCAAACACUAUCUUUCAAAGUUUGCUGUAUUGCGGGCCAUUCUAUAAUCUGAUCAGUCUGUUAGGGCAAGAAACCUCGUCAGAUCUGGGCGGAAAGACGCCUCUUAUGGAAGCCAUGAUCGUCUAUCUGCAGCUGUUCCGCAUCAUGAACAGGCAAGAGCAAGAUAAAUUGAGCGCGCUAGACGCAAGCCCACCCGAGCCUCCCACAGCUUCCGAUGGCGAGCCUUUCGCGCCGGAGAUGCUCUACGAUGCCAUGAAAAUGAACAAACGCUUCGAUCAGAUGCGUCGUGGACUGCAAGAGGACGCCCAGGAGUUCCUCGGCUACUUCCUGGACACGCUUCACGAAGAGGUUCUUUCGGCCAUCGAUCGUCACGAUGAGCUGCUUGGUAACAGAACGCGACAAGCUGCUCAAGCAAGCAACGCGCCUGCCGAUGAUGGUUGGCUGGAAGUGGGCAACAAGGGCAGGACUGCCACUACCCGCAGCUCCGCUACGCGCGAGUCACCAAUUACUAGCAUCUUUGGCGGGCGGCUUCGUUCUGUGCUGCGGUGUCCGGGCCAGAAGGACUCUGUCACCCUCGAGCCUUUCCUGCAGCUCCAGUUGGACAUAGAAGAGCCGGGCAUUCAUACCAUAGAGGACGCCCUCAUUGGUCUCAGUCAGCCCGAGCUUCUUCAAGACUUUGCGACGCAGCAAGGUCAAGUCGUCACAGCGAGCAAGCAACUCUUCCUCGAAGCCAUUCCGCCCAUCCUUGUGUUGCAUCUGAAAAGAUUCAGCUACACGAGCGCAGGAGGGAUUCUCAAGAGCAAUAAGAUCAUUGGCUACGAUCUUGACCUCGACUUGCCGUCUGCUAUCCUCGCGCCUAGUCUCAAAAUGCAGACCGGUAUUCCACGGUAUCAACUGACAUCAGUCGUAUAUCAUCACGGCAAAUCCGCUUUAGGUGGGCAUUACACGGUGUCAGUGAGGCCGCCCGCUCCUUUCGCGGCCAAGCCUGCCGGAACGACCGCGGCGGAAGUCUCAGCCAAUGAGGCGCAGCAAUGGUAUCAUUUAGAUGAUACGCAUAUUCGCAUGGUCCCUCCAGCUCAGGUGGCCGUCAAUCGAGAAAAAGAGAUCCUCAGGCUCAGCUUGCCGAGCGCGUCUGCUCUCGGCGGCACGAUCGAGAAGAGCGCAUACUUGUUGUUCUACCGCCGUCCCGGCACCACGAGCGAGCACGCGCGCAAAGGUAAUGCAAACGCUUAUAGCUGGACAUGCUUCCCCUCGCUGCCGGUCCGAGCUCUAGUGAGAUGGUUUGACACCCUUUGCUAUUGA